This is a messenger RNA of Oppia nitens, 2289 nucleotides long. RefSeq lists its product as uncharacterized. Gene Ontology annotation, molecular function: protein-folding chaperone binding. The record is from RefSeq and is a predicted model, not a curated record. NCBI's taxonomy places the organism in Eukaryota, Metazoa, Arthropoda, Arachnida, Sarcoptiformes, Oppiidae. The coding region runs from base 1 to 2289 and encodes 762 amino acids. The transcript has 5 exons.
AUGGCUGCAAAAUAUGUCGAUAAAGUGAAUCCAAUUGAUGAAAUCAAAUCAGUAUUAAAUGAUUUAAAUGAAUUGAAUGAAGAAGUGAUUGAAUUUAAGGGAACCGAUCGUAAUAUGAAAUACAGAUUUUUGAAUGAUAUGCUGAGCCGUUGUAUGACAAGACUGUACACUAUUGACACAGACGGCGGCAAUGAUGAUGGCGUCCGUAUGGCCCGUAGAGCAGCCGUUGUCGCCGUCCAGAAGUGUAUUGAUUUGUUGGAGAAAAAAUUAGCCGAAAAUAAUGAGAAAACAAAAAAACUGAGUAUAACUGAUAUAAAUGACAAACCGAUUGCCGAGAUAUCGACUACGGAACCAAUUGCUGUGGCCAUAGAUUUAAAUGAUUCAGACACUGAUGAACAGGUCAAUGAUCUAAUAAGCAAAUUUGAAAAAAUUGAUCAAAAGGAAAAUGAUUAUCGGCCACAAAUAACAUUGUUAUUGUUGGGUGAGUCGGGUGUCGGCAAAUCAACAUUUAUCAAUGCAUUUGUCAAUUAUCUACUGUUUAACAAAAUGGAUGACGCGAUUAAAAAUCCCAUUUGUUUGAUACCAACAAAGUUUACACAUUGGGAACAAGGAGUCCGUAAGGUUUGUACGUUUGGUACGCCCAGUGAUACGGAAAAUAAUGAUAAUACCAGUGAAUCUGCUACACAAUACCCCCGAUGUUAUACAUUUGAUUUUGACUUAUAUCGGCUGAAUAUUAUCGAUACGCCCGGUAUUGCCGAUACUAAAGGCUUGGAUAAAGACAACCGAAAUAUGCAGAAUAUUCUGAAUUUUAUAUCCAAUUACGACACUAUUAAUGGUAUUUGUGUGCUAUUGAAACCAAAUGAGGCCAGAGUUAGCGUUAUAUUCAAGUAUUGCAUACUUGAGUUGUUGUCUCAUUUGAACAAAUCGGCCGCCGAUAACAUAAUGUUUGUGUUUACCAACGCUCGGAGUACUUUCUACGCACCGGGAGAUACAACUGUAGCAUUGGAUGACGUACUUCAAAAAGUACGACAGCGCCCGCCAUAUGUUAGGAUCAAAUCAGUUAAUGAAUGCUUACGAAUGAUUAGAUAUAUAUUUGAAGUAAAGCCACACAUUGUUAGAGACACUCUUAGUAUUAAUUCGGCCAAACGUACCAUCAAAUUGUUGACACAACCGUUGGCUGAUAUCAGUAAAAAUAUUGCCGACAAUAUCAAAGAAUGUCAAAAACAAACGGAAAAUAUAUUGAAAUUUAAAGGAGAUAUUGAAGACCUGAAACGUAAACUUUAUAUACCUGUUGUUGAAAUAAAGACCAUACCAUUGGACCAUCCGAUGACUGUUUGCUCAGAUAAUGAUUGUUGUAUAUUAACUAAUAUUAACGGACAGUUAGUUAAAGAUUAUAAGCAAAAAUGUCACGACAAAUGUUACCUGAAGUAUGACGACGGAAAUAUUAUGGGAAAUACUGGACUAUUGGAUUGUCAGGCAUUCAAUAUUUAUAAAGAUAUAUCAUUUAGUGUGAUUAAGCCUAAAGAUUUAAAUAUCAAUGAACUACAUCCGGAUCAAAAUGUUAACCAUGGAGUGAAUCCGAUUACUGGAUUAAUUAGAUUGAUUUGUUCGGAACGAGUAAAACAUGAAAAUUGUCAACAAUGUGGUCACAGUUAUAAAACACACUUACAUGUCAAGUAUGAGACCAGAAAAGUCGAUAGAAAACGCAGAGAUGAGAGUAAAUAUGCAAAGAUUACUACUAAUCAAAAGGCUGUAGAAGCGCAACAGGAAAUUGUUAGAGAAUUGAUAGACAGACAGUUAGAAUAUGAAAAUGAAAGCAAAUUCAUAACCGAUUGUAUGGCAAAGUUUGCCGCUUUUCUCAAACUGAAUGCAAUGACACCGUUUAACGACGCUUUCGAAGAUUAUGUCAAACAUCUGAUUAGAGAUGAAGAGUACAAUCUGACACUAGAGUCGGGUGAAUGUCGACAAUCAGUGGAUCAGUUGAAAUCAAUAUUAAAACAAUACCAACACGAAAGGGAUGUCAUAUUGGAGUCAAUGAAAAGAGGAGACAAGUAUUCAGUCGUCAAUUUGGAGGACAUUGAUAAUUGUGUUAAUAAAUUAUACAAUUUGCCAUUGAAUGGCAAAAAGAUACAGGAGCUACUGAAUAUGCAAUUAACUAUUAGUGACACAAUUCAUGCUAAUGGACAGCAACAACGUGUUAUUGAAAUACCGGUUAACAGUACUAACAGUACUGUAAAACUGGGUAAAAGUUUUCUCAAAGCUCUCAAAAAUUUUUACCGUAAAUUAUAA